CUCAAAAAUACACUGUUGCCCGCCGCCUCCAGGACACGGCCAUGGACGCCCCCAAGAGAAAGAGAGACAGGACAAACACGGCCAAAACCGCACGACCUCAUCUUCAACAAGAAGAAGACGAUGAUGCCAAAAUUAAGAAGAAACUGAAGAGAGCCGAGGUUGGCUUCAAUGGAGAAAUUGGCCAUGGAAAAAGCAGCUCAGGGAUUAUGAGCGCUGAGACCUUUUCUUCCCUUUCGAUAUCUGGGCCCACCAAGAACGCCAUUAAGGACAUGGGUUUUCAGUACAUGACCCAGAUCCAAGCUAGAGCGAUUUCGCCCCUACUCGAAGGCAAAGAUGUGCUUGGGGCUGCAAGGACUGGCUCUGGGAAAACCCUCGCCUUUCUAAUACCAGCUGUUGAGUUGUUGUACAAUGUCAAUUUCGCUCCAAGAAAUGGGACUGGUGUUAUUGUCAUUUGCCCCACUAGGGAGUUGGCCAUGCAGCCUUCAUCUUUGUGGUGCAAACAGACUCAUGCUGUGGCAAAGGACCUUCUGAAGUACCAUUCGCAAACAGUUGGACUGGUAAUUGGUGGCUCGGCUCGUAAAGCAGAAGCUGGAUUACUUUCCAAAGGAGUAAAUCUCUUGGUAGCAACCCCUGGUCGACUUCUUGACCAUCUUCAGAACACCAAAGGCUUUAUGUAUAAGAACCUAAAGUGCCUCAUGAUUGAUGAAGCUGAUAGAAUUUUGGAAGCCAAUUUUGAGGAGGAAAUGAAGCAAAUCAUUAAAAUUCUGCCCAAGGUACUUACUUAUAGCCAGGCUAUGGCCUAUGGGUUGGCGAGACAAACAGCACUUUUCUCCGCCACACAAACAAAAAAGGUUGAGGAUCUUGCACGUUUAUCAUUUGAGACAAGUCCUGUCUACAUAGAUGUGGAUGACGGAAGGAAGAAGGUUACCAAUGAUGGGCUCAAGCAAGGCUAUUGUGUUGUCCCAACUGCCCAGAGAUUUCUUCUUCUCUAUGCCUUCUUGAAGAGGAAUUUGUCGAAGAAAGUGAUGGUUUUCUUUUCCUCUCGCAUGUCGGUAAAGUUUCAUGCGGAGCUUCUUAGAUACAUUCAGAUUGAUUGUCUCGAUAUCUAUGGCAAGCAAAAGCAGCAGAAACGAACCUCAGCAUUUUUCGAUUUCUGCAAAGCUGAGAAGGGCAUCUUAUUAUGCACUAACGUAGCUGCACGUGGUCUUGAUAUUCCUAAUGUGGCUGCAAAAGUGCCCCUCAAAGAGUAUGAGUUUGAUCAGAAGAAGUUACCCAACGUCCAAUCCCACCUGGAAAGGCUGGUCUCAAACAACUAUUAUCUGAACAAAUCGGCUAAAGAUGCGUACAAAUCUUAUCUUGAGUCAUACAAAGGGCAUUCUACGAAGGACAUUUUUAAUAUACACCGGCUUGAUCUACAGGCUGUGGCUGCUUCAUUUUGUAUUCAUAAUCCUCCCAAGGUGAACUUAAACAUGGAUAGUAUUGUGUCCAUGAUCAGGAGGAAAACACAUCAAAGUAAAUUGAGCAGACAUGGUUUUAGCAAUAGAAAUCCAUAUUGGAAGAAAAACUGAAUAUGACAACAAAAGACAUUUUGUUAGGUAUUAAUUAUGCAACUCUCAUUUACCUUUGUGAGCAUUCAUUUAGACAUGUUGGUAAAGGAAUGACACUCAGAUAGAAAUAGUUGGUUCCUCUGUCUUGGAGUGAGUGAUUUUGUUUUAUUUAGAGGCACUUUUUUUUUUGGAGCGC
Molecule: messenger RNA, 1743 nt
Organism: Striga asiatica
Lineage: Eukaryota; Viridiplantae; Streptophyta; Magnoliopsida; Lamiales; Orobanchaceae
Source: the annotation of a GenBank genome assembly